Molecule: messenger RNA, 7136 nt
Organism: Gadus macrocephalus (Pacific cod)
Lineage: Eukaryota; Metazoa; Chordata; Actinopteri; Gadiformes; Gadidae
Product: thyroid hormone receptor alpha-like
Exons: 5
Coding region: 1049-1924 (291 amino acids)
Biological process (GO): retinoic acid receptor signaling pathway; thyroid hormone receptor signaling pathway; cell differentiation
Molecular function (GO): nuclear receptor activity; RNA polymerase II cis-regulatory region sequence-specific DNA binding
Source: RefSeq, a predicted model, not a curated record
CGCGCCGUUCCUUUUGCCCGAAGCCACAACGUAUGGAAUUCAAAUGAAGGGUUCCAAGCCCUCAAUUUCGUGCGACGCACACUCCCCGAGGCCCUGAUCUGCACCCCUCAGAGAGAUCUGGGUCCCCCUGAGGGGUUGGGUGAACCAGCGCGAGUAGAAAGCGCUUCCAGUUCGUCCAAGUCGCAAAGUCCGAGUCCGACAUUGGCGCGGGAGAGAAGUCCCAAAGGUUUCUAGGCGGAGAGUCCGCCCAUGCAAACGCACACUCACAUGCACGCUCACAGACACACACACAAAUACAGACAAACACACAGACCAAAACACACACACACACACACACAAACACACACACGUUAUCUAAGUGCUUUGGGUGUCUGAAAAGCACUGAAUAAAUGCAAGCCAUUAUUAUUGUUUGUAGUAUUAUAUUAAGUAUCUGUGUCAGUGAUCGGAAAAGAUCUCUCAAAAGUAUUCCUACACGUUUUCCUCAAAACAAACCCUUUCAUUUACGACGUUGGCGGUGGUGACUGUCUGGGUUUAGCAGGAAGUGUUGCCUGCGGUUGGAGCGGCUUCGGAUGGCGUGCGUUCUCAGAGGAACACCGCCAGCCCCCGGGGGCCGACGGGGCGUUGGACCGGCUUGGGCGGGGGGCAGGCGAGACGUUAUCAGCCGUCAUGUGACAUGUGAUCUGGAACAUUUGAUGGCUCGGCCAAUUGCUAAUUAAUAACCCUGUGUUCCUCUUUAAUCCGCAAUCGAAUCAGGUCCAGAAAUCGAAUCAGCUCGUGAUUGUCGUGGGGGGGGGGGGGGGGGGUGGGGGGGAAACGGAUGAGUUAGAGUCCGCUGUCGUUUUUUCCCCACCGUCCCUCCUCCCCGUCCGACGGUCUGACCGUCCGUCCGUCCGUCCGUUCCGUCCCCCCUCAGGGCUUCUUCCGCCGGACCAUCCAGAAGAACCUCCACCCGGCCUACUCCUGCAAGUACGAGGCCCGCUGCGUCAUCGACAAGAUCACCCGCAACCAGUGCCAGCUGUGCCGCUUCAAGAAGUGCAUCGCCGUGGGCAUGGCCAUGGACCUGGUGCUGGACGACUCGAAGCGCGUGGCCAAGCGCCGCCUGAUCGAGGCCAACCGGGAGAAGAGGAAGAAGGAGGAGAUGGUGAAGACGCUGCAGAGCCGGCCCGAGCCCAGCGACAGCGAGUGGGACCUGAUCCACAUGGUGACGGAGGCCCACCGCCACACCAACGCCCAGGGCACCAGCUGGAAGCAGAAGCGCAAGUUCCUGCCGGAGGACAUCGGCCAGGGCCCCAUGGUGCCCACGCCGGACGGGGACAAGGUGGACCUGGAGGCCUUCAGCGAGUUCACCAAGAUCAUCACCCCCGCCAUCACCCGCGUGGUCGACUUCGCCAAGAAGCUGCCCAUGUUCUCCGAGCUGCCCUGCGAGGACCAGAUCAUCCUCCUCAAGGGCUGCUGCAUGGAGAUCAUGUCGCUGCGCGCCGCCGUGCGCUACGACCCCGAGAGCGAGACGCUGACGCUCAGCGGCGAGAUGGCGGUGAAGCGCGAGCAGCUGAAGAACGGCGGGCUGGGCGUGGUCUCGGACGCCAUCUUCGACCUGGGCAAGAGCCUGGCGCAGUUCAACCUGGACGACACGGAGGUGGCGCUGAUGCAGGCCGUGCUGCUCAUGAGCUCCGACCGCUCGGGCCUGACCAGCGUGGAGAAGAUCGAGCAGUGCCAGGAGACCUACCUGCUGGCCUUCGAGCACUACAUCAACAGCCGCAAGCACAGCAUCCCCCACUUCUGGCCCAAGCUGCUGAUGAAGGUGACGGACCUGCGCAUGAUCGGGGCGUGCCACGCCAGCCGCUUCCUCCACAUGAAGGUCGAGUGCCCCAACGAGCUCUUCCCGCCCCUCUUCCUGGAGGUGUUCGAGGACCAGGAGGUGUGACGGCGGCGGCGGCGGCGGAGACCACGACGGAGGGACCCCCCCCCUCCCCCUCCACCCCAUCGCCACGCCGACCGCCCCCCUCCCUCUCCCGCCGCGAGCCGGCCUUCUCCCAUCGGGGAGGUCGGAGAGCCACCGAUCCGAGGAGAGGAGACGGGGGGGGGGGGGGGGGGGGCUGUUUGUUGUCGGGGGGGUGGAUUCUAAAAUAAACCGUGUGUUUGUCUCUGGGGGGGUUGCACAAUAAGCCGUGCCCCCCCCCCACUCUCUCCGAGGCCCUCAGAUGUAAUCACCACACACACACACUCGCACUGUCCCCCAAGAGACACACUGACAAUCUUGCUUGUGAGAUUUUUUUUUCUUUUGGUUCUAUUUUCUGGUGACUUCUUUUGUAAAUACGUGUUACAGUGUCCGCGCGUCUGUCCGCAGAGGGGAACGCUCUGCCCUCUGUUUCCGUUGUGUUCACUGCUGGUCCUAGCUGACACUGUGAAAAACCGUUCCAUGUCAAGAUGUGUGUGUGUGUGUGUGCGCGUGUGCGUGUGUGUGUGUGCUACACAGUAUUGAGGCUGAAACAUGUACGUUUACGGAAGGGCAGCAUUCAGAGCAACACACACGUGCGCACACUCGCAUUUUGUACACACACACACAUACACACACAUUCAUUUACACACACACACACACACACACACACACACACACACACACACACACACACACACAGAACCACAAGUAAACUAGAAGAACAUGCACUGCAUUGUGCAUACUGAGCAUUAUGCAGAGAAGUCAUUACAUAAAGGAUAACCACCAACGGAGCUCUUUAAAGCUGUUCGACGUCCCUCCUCCGCGCGCGCACACACACACACACACACACACACACACACACACACACACACACACACACACACACACACACACACCUCCCACUCAGUGGAACAUGCCGAACUACACAGACUAAUACCUCACAACUGGUUAAGGCCGUUUCUGUCUUUCAAAGUAUUUUUUUGUAAUGAGUUCUUUGGGUGCUUUCGGAUUGUCUUUGUCGUGCAAGCGCCUGGGGGUAACAACAAACAAAUGAAGAAGGAGAGAGUGCCGUUCGACGGACGCACACCCCACAGCACCCUUUUACCCGAGUAUACACACUAUGUAUUUAUAAAGUAUACCUCUCCUGUCAGACAUACCUCUUUUUUUUUCUUUACCUCACAAAUACACAUCCGUACAUAUUCAAACAAUCCAUACUCUGAUACGUUUGGCCGUACUCCAUCGGCGGUUCUUGUUUUUUUAUGGUUUUAUUUUUUAUUUUUAAGUUACCUCUACUUUUGUGUAUUUUUUUUUCUUUAUUUCUGUUCACCGGAUGCCUGUGUCGUCCUCAUUGGCCGCCCUGACCUGUCCGUCACACAGUGAUUCCGCCCAUGAACCUCUGUGGGCUUUCCCCAUUGGCUGCAUUGUGUUUCCAUAUCCCACCUCGAACCAACAUAUUCUACCUCACCUCUCAACUCAGUGCAGCUGUCCCCAAUGUAUAUGAUGCAUGCAUGCACACACACACACACACACACACACACACACACACACACACACACACAGACACACACACCACAUUACACACACAGUACACACACAGUUCACUCAGAAACAACCAACCAACCUUGCAGAGCAGAUAAGUGAGGUGCUUCUCAAUCAAGUGUAAAUACGGUCGUGUGUCAAACCGCUCAACAACAACACAGUCGCUGUACCACACACCUCUCAGUCUGUGUUUCAUCGUUUCUACGACAGGGACAGUGUGUUUCAUAGGCGCACACCUGUCCGUGUCUGUGUUGUAUUGCUUCUACCAUGAGGAACGAUGUGUUUGAUAACCACACCUCACUGGACCAAGAGUCACUUUGGAGUCCCUUUUCAGCUCUGGUUCAGUUCUGAUGAUGAUGAUGAUGAUGAUGAUGAUGACGGGGUGACAUGGACAAGAACCCCGGGGUGUGGUGCCUGCAGGGCGAUGGAUCCGAAGGGGGAACGAUAAGGGGGGAUUUUUGCGGAAAGACCGGACCUUGGACCGGACACCCUCUGUGGCUCAGUGGGCGGGGCCAAAGAACCUCCGAGAGGAGGAGGAGGAGGAGGAAGGACUGACUCUGGGAAGCAGCGAAGAGACGCAGAGAUGGAGCUCGACGACAAAGACAAAGAACUCACUCGAAGAGUUGAACUGUGGAUGGGUUCCGUUGGAGAUCCCUUCCCGCAGCUCCGGGAGGUGCUCUGACGGACUGUCCCGGGACGCGGGGGUCCCACACACUCUCCCCCCUCUGGCACCACUCAGGGGCCACUCAGGGGCCGGUCUGGGGGCGGUCUGGGGCCACUCGCCGGUUGUUUGUUCUGUUGCACUAAAAGGAAACCACAAUGUCUGUAUCCUUGUUGCACCCACCCCCCCCGCCCCCCCCCUCCCCCACCCACCCCCCCCCGCCCCCCCCUCCCCAACCCACCCCCCCUCCCCCCCCAAACACUACUGUUAACACUCUUCUACCCAAGCUCAAUCCAAGUCCAGGACCCUCAACCUCUCCGUCUGUCUUUUGCUUUGCUAAAAGAUGCACACACACACACACACACACACACACACACACACACACACCUUUUGUGUGUCUCUAAUCUCUGGAGACCCACCAGGAUGACGGCAACGCCACCACCACAGUGUGUCAUGCAGGGUAUGAGAGUUGAUUCCGUCAAACACUAUGCAGGGAAACAUACACACACACGCACACAUUCACUCACACACACACACACCGUGGAUUAAGCUACUGCAGGUCUGUACCACCGCCAACCCUAACCCCACCCCCCCCCUCCCGCCUUCGCUCCUGGCCGGCUAUUAACCUCAACCUACCUACCUUGUUUCGUUGUUCCUCUCUCUCUCACGAUCACUGUGACUACAAGCCGUGCUGUAAUGACCGGGGCGGGCUCCACCAGAGGGACUCGAUUUGCUCAGUAUUGUUUCAUUUUGUGCCUCACAAAGGGUUUACGUUCCCGGGUAUACAACAUACACACUGCGCUGCCCAGCUUCGAUCUGAUUGGCUGUUCCGUUUUUUUUGGGAGAAUAUGGUCGUGGAGCUCUUGGGCUUGGGGCUAGCCUCGAAGCUAACGCAUCAAAGCUAUUUGUAAAUCGAUCCAUAAUCCGUCUCAUUUGGUUUGACGCCCGCAAGGUACUUUUUAUGUUUGUUAAAAGUAUAAAAAAAAACGUCGACGAAAAUCAACGACACGGUUAAGCCAAAUCGGAGGAUUCUAGUUAACCUUUCUUACACCAACCGAGUUUUAUACGAAAAAACAUUUUCUAUUUCCUCCUCUUUCGGUUGUCUUUUUUCUAUCGUCCCUUUUUCCAGUACAUUUCGGGUUCCCUUCCAGAAGAGGAGAUCAGAUCAGGGCGGGCAGCGCAGCUUCUCCGGGUGUCUCUCUCUCUCACAGACAAACACAGCCACUUAUUGACUCCUUCUCCUUCUUCUUCUACUUCUACUAAGACUAGAAUAAUCGCACCAGCACCUCCGAGCACACUGCCUUCAAAGCCAUGAUCAGACGCACCAGCAAAAACGAGGGACAGACGAAUCUCAGUGGCCAUCCGCAUGCAGAAGCCAUCAAAUCAAGUCAUCGUGGGGUGGUGGUUGGUGGUACACAACACAACACAACGGAGGAAAAAAUAACAAUAAUCGUGGGAUCACACAACCCAAAAUCAGUUUGUAUUGCUCCUUAUUGUUUUUGCUACAGGGGAGAAUCAAAACGGGAGCAGCGUGUCACAUCACACAUGUGAUCCGCUCGCAGUCCACUCACUACUAUCAUGGACAGACCGACACCCCCCCCCCCCCGCUCCUUCAUAUGUGGUUCCAGAUCCGACACCACAUCUGAUCUCUGGCCAAGGCCACUGCAAUGUAAACAGUCCAGGCGAUAGGUCAGAUCUUUUGCGCACGUAAAAUGUCUGAUAUUAAUGUGCAGAUCUGUAAUGUGAACGCAAAGUGAUCCGACGGUCACCAAGGAACCGCAGAGCAUCGCGUUCAGAGGCCGGCCUCGCAAGGUCCCGGCCUCUUACCUCUUUUGCCAAAACAACAACUGCACACACACACACACACACACAGGCACACACUCUCUCCAUACACACACAAACGCACGCACACACACAGCAGGCAGAACCACGCACAGCUUCUUAUGCAAACUUGCGUUUGCCGAAACAAACCAAACCCGAGUCACUGACGCCACUUUCCCAGGGAAUGCACUUCUUCGUUUCCACGACUCUCUCUUGUACCGCUGUCCAUCCUCUCCAUCCCCACCCCCCCCCCUAGGUGUUUGUGAUUCGUCUUGUGGUUUAGUAGCCAGAACCCUCCCACAACCCGCCUCUUCCUGCCCCCCCCCCCCCCAUCUCCAUAAACGCCGUACCCCCAUAUUGACCCCCAGGCCCAUCCUAGCACUUAGGCGUGGUGGAGGAAUCAAGAGGAGACGGACCCCGAGCGGUCUGUCCACAUGAGGAAUGUAAAAAAAUAAAAUGAUAUAAAUAUGUAUGCAUACAUAUAUAUAUAUCUCUAUAUAUAUAAAUAAAUUGUAUAAUUAAAGAAACAUCGUGAAGUCCAAGAUCCAUAACGUGAUCGGGUUCUGUUUUGUUAAUUAUUUUUGGGGUUUGUUUGUUGUUGUUAUUUUUUUACAUGUCGAUUUUUUUGAACCUAGUUUUUUUGUUACCCUUUUAUCAAAAGCGCGGAUGAUGUUUUUUCAAAUGGACGUCGGGACUCUACAGCCAUACGGAGAAAACUAAACAGAAAAAAAAGUGGGGUUGUGUCGUUGAAAGGUGGAAACAGAAGUCAAGCUUUUUUAUUUUUAUUAUCGUCAUUUUCUAAAAAUGUUGCCUCACUUUAUUGGAGAAAAAAGAACCCAAUGUCUUUGUAAAUGACAAAACGGCUGUGUAUGCACUUUCAGGUCACCCUCGGUGCAUCGUUGGCUACCCCACUCCACCCCUCCCCCUCCCACGAAGCCCCCGCCGGCUCGCAUCGCAACUAUUCAAACGUUCAUCAUCUCUUUGGUGUUCACUGUUGAUUAUAUUUAGUGAUAUGCAAAUGACACUCUGUUACUGAAAUGACGAUGGGGGGGAUAUAGUGAAUGGCUGAAAUGACGACGCAAAGGCAAUGCAUAGGAAUACGUCACUGCAAUCCAACCAUGUCAAGUCAAAUGCGACCAAACCCAGAGUUGUCUGAAUAAAAUCAAUGUCAAUCCU